GACCCAUUUUGUUACUAACCCUAAAAGCCGAAACCCUAGUGUGUUCUUUGCACUUUCUCAUCGUCUAUUCUUUGUGUCUCACCAGCCCUAGCCGAAACCCUAGUGCUUCCAUUUCUUCUACUUGAGCACUUUUCAUUUGUGAGGAUGGUGAGAGUUAGUGUCCUGAAUGAUGCUCUCAAGAGCAUGUACAAUGCAGAGAAGAUAGGAAAACGACAGGUCAUGAUCAGGCCAUCCUCAAAAGUGAUAAUCAAGUUUCUUAUUGUCAUGCAGAAGCAUGGUUACAUUGGAGAGUUUGAGUAUGUUGAUGAUCACAGAUCUGGAAAAAUUGUGGUUGAAUUGAAUGGAAGGCUGAACAAAUGUGGGGUUAUUAGUCCUCGUUUUGAUGUUGGGGUCAAAGAGAUUGAACCUUGGACGGCAAGAUUGCUCCCCUCAAGACAGUUUGGGUACAUUGUGCUGACAACAUCUGCGGGUAUUAUGGACCAUGAAGAAGCUAGGAGAAAGAAUGUUGGUGGCAAAGUACUUGGCUUCUUUUAUUGAAACUCGUUUCAGAGAAUUGUUUUCAGAAUUUGUGAUUUAGUGUUAUUUUUACCCCCUUUUCUAGAAUAGAUGAAUUAUGUUUUAAGCUGAAGUUUUGCAUUUGGGAUCUGGGAUAAUAUUCAUGCAUUUAGUUUUGAUUUGCUGUGCUUUUGUUUAACAUUUUGUGAAACAGAGAGUAAUUGAUCAAGUCUUCUUUUCUAUAAU
Camellia sinensis is the source of this 741-nucleotide messenger RNA. Its product is annotated as small ribosomal subunit protein uS8. The record is from RefSeq and is a predicted model, not a curated record. Gene Ontology annotation, cellular component: ribosome. Gene Ontology annotation, molecular function: structural constituent of ribosome. NCBI's taxonomy places the organism in Eukaryota, Viridiplantae, Streptophyta, Magnoliopsida, Ericales, Theaceae. Gene Ontology annotation, biological process: translation.